AGGUCGUGUGAGAGAAGUAAAUGUCGGAAGGUGAGAAAUGGGGAGCGGUGUGUGAUCAAGUGUGGGGAGGUGAUGUCCAAGGAGUUCUGUCAGACACCGGCCCAGGAGACGGUAUCUCACGUCAGAGGCUCCCCAGGUUCUCCAACCACAAACAUGGCGCCGUCUGUGGACGAGACCGCGGUGGACGUGAAUCGGCGUCUGGACCAGCUGCUGCUGCGAGUCCUGGACGACCUGGAAGCUCUGAAGGAGAAGAGACAAAGUCUGAACGCCCUGGUGGAGGAGGGAUGGUUCUGCCUCUCUCAGUCUCGAUAUUCCAUGGGGAAUCACUCGGUGUCCUCCCUGCAGUAUCAGCCAGAGAUGGCGCCGUCUGUGCGCGUCCAGGACAGCAGAGCGGAGGAUGGAGUGACGACCUUCACCGUAGAACGCGUUCAGCCGGGGAAUCGGGACAAAGGCAAGGAAGAGACGUUCCAGGAAGUGGAAAACAUUGGCGCUGCGGAUCAAGUCCUGAGGCAUCGAGGUCGUAAAGGCAUAACUGAAGCACCUAAACCCACUACCACAGAAGAACCUGAGAAGCCCAAACCACCCUCGACCAAUGACCCCCUCCGCUGGUUUGGCGUCCUGGUCCCUCAGAGCUUACGACAAGCGCAGAGUAACUUCCGGCAAGGGAUCCUUCUGGCUGCUGAAUUGGCUUCUCUACAGAGCGGCAUCGAUGAGACCCGCGAGCAGUAUCGGGCUUUGCUUGCCCAGAAGAAACGGGAGCAAGUUCAGUCCGGCUGAGAGUGGGCGAUGAUUUUUUUUCCAAAAACCUUGAUGUAGGACCAAAAAUUGAACCUACCAAUAGGGGGCGUUAGACUUUGGGGACGUUCACAGUGGUGGGUUUGCACUGCUUGGUGGUCUGGGAGAUGAUAUGUCUGUUCUUUUCGCGAUGACGCUGUAUCUACCGGUUGGGUGAUUUCUGUAUUGUCUGAUCAUUUUCGAGACCGGCUUGUGAAGCUGCAAGUUCAGAGCUCCUUUAAUAAACUUGCAUUCACUUG
Bufo bufo (common toad) is the source of this 1034-nucleotide messenger RNA. RefSeq names its product coiled-coil domain containing 115 (gene VMA22). Lineage: Eukaryota; Metazoa; Chordata; Amphibia; Anura; Bufonidae. Gene Ontology annotation, cellular component: extrinsic component of endoplasmic reticulum membrane. The record is from RefSeq and is a predicted model, not a curated record. Gene Ontology annotation, biological process: vacuolar proton-transporting V-type ATPase complex assembly. The transcript is spliced from 6 exons. Bases 73 to 777 code for a protein of 234 amino acids.